Molecule: messenger RNA, 1502 nt
Organism: Rhagoletis pomonella (apple maggot)
Lineage: Eukaryota; Metazoa; Arthropoda; Insecta; Diptera; Tephritidae
Exons: 3
Coding region: 970-1173 (67 amino acids)
Source: RefSeq, a predicted model, not a curated record
AUGCAGAAGAAAAUUUAAUUCAUGUAACCAGAAAAUAUGCAAUGGUUUACAAGAUUUUCAUGAUUUCACUAAGGGUUCAAAUUAAUUGGCCAGUCUUUGCUUGGGUCGUUUGUUAUUUCAGCGAAUUAAAUUUUAAAUUAUUUCCCUAAUUACCCUUUACACUAGAACGAGCAUAGCUUAUACACUUAUUACUAAAUUAAAAAGGUUUGUUUGGGCUUUUCUUUAUAGGUAUAAAGUCUAUGUGAAUUUUCAAUAGGGAUACGCAAGCUUUUUAGUUUCAAAGAAAAUUCGCCAACUAACAGCUUCUCUGCACGUCACUGUGUCAGAGAAAACGCCUUUCGAAGACAUUCCAUACAAAAACAGUUUAGUCAGCAAAAUAUCCAGCAACCCUAAAUACCGACUUGGCAGCAGCAGCAGCAGCACCAUCAUGCCACCUAAAGAGGAAAAUGAAUUGAAGAGCUGUGCACCAGCAGUAGGCAGCAUCAGUUGAGUUUAUUGUAUCCAUGGGAGUGGAUAAUGUGCUUUCGGUUUAUUCUCUCACGCGAAGCAAGGUAUUUAGUGCUUUUUGGGGCUUGGCAGCCUAAAAGCGGGACAAAUUCGGCUCUAAGCCUAUACAUAUAAAACAAAUGAUUUAUGUGCAUUACAAGAGGAAGAAUCAUCAUAAUUCGUGUUUAGUUUAGUUUCAUAAAUUAUUGAAUGAAUACUAAAAGAAAUUACAAUUACGGGUAAUAACGAAUCUAAGGAGUAUAACAAAUACUGCAAAUUUUUUUUAUUAAAAAUACUAAAUCAUGGUAAUUCCGCAUUGUAAUGCCUUCAUUCGAUUGCUUCGAUCUGCGGCUUGGACGAAUUCAAAAAUUUAAUGAAUAAAACAACAACAAAAACAAAGCAUUUACAGUGUUCAAAAACAGACGAAAUAUUAUUUGAUUUACAUAUUUCCAGUAGUAAAGCGUGCUAUAUAAUACCACCAAAAUGCCAGCGGGUCGAGUAGCCGGUAAAGCUGGAUAUUCCAAUCAUUACUAUAAUGGACGCUCCUAUGUUGGCAUCAACGAAGAAAUCAUGUGGGUCAGCAUAGGAAUGGGCGUAACGAUUGCGAUUCUCAUAACCAUAGCGUUAUGUUAUAUUGCACGUGAAAAAUGCCAAAAACGCCAACGUGAAUAUUAUGUGACUGCGUAGUUCCUUUUUCAAUUAGCCUGCUAUAAACACGAUUUAUUAUUCUUGAUGAAUGUCGUCUUCGUCAAUUGCGAAUUCAUUGGUAAUAGUUAUUUAAUAUAUAUAGCUUUCCAGAGGAUGACAUAAUCCAACUCAUUACCAAGUUCAUCGAUUUUGGCGGAAGGUGAGAUGUUCAGGAUUAGUAGAAUUUAUGAAAAAAGCUGAUUUUACAACGUUUGAAAUAUAAAUGUAACGCACAAGAAAACAUCACACUUCCGUAAAUUGAAAAAGGUAUAUUGAAUAUUGUAUGUAGAUAUGUAUGAAUGUAAGUAGAUAAAAAAGUUCAAGUACAU